AAACAUCCAGCCUCACACCGCCAUCCGACUGGAGCUAACAGGGAGGGAUCAGCGGGAUCGAGUUAGGAGCGCUUUAGCCCGUCGUGUCGACACAUUCCCGCAUCAUUUAACGUUUCUUUUCCAGCGGACAAAAAUCGUGAUCAUAACGGGGGAUCUGAUCUGGACACCCGGAGGACGGAAUGGGGGAGCACACGGCGUUUCUGCUGUUACUGGCGGCGACCUUGACGCUUUCAUCCGAGGUGCCUGCCGAUGACUCUGUAGGUUUGCUCACUGAGCCUCAGGUGGCCAUGUUUUGUGGGAAGCUCAACAUGCACAUCAAUGUGCAGAGUGGUAAAUGGGAGUCUGACCCCUCUGGCACCAAGAGCUGCAUCGGCACCAAGGAGGGCAUCUUGCAAUACUGCCAAGAGGUGUAUCCAGAGCUGCAGAUCACAAAUGUUGUGGAGGCCAACCAGCCCACCAGCAUCCAGAACUGGUGCAAGAAAGGCCGCAAGCAGUGUCGCAGUCACACACACAUUGUUGUCCCAUACCGCUGCCUGGUUGGGGAGUUUGUGAGUGACGCCCUGCUUGUUCCUGACAAGUGUAAAUUCCUGCACCAAGAGCGUAUGGAUCAGUGUGAGAGCCACUUGCACUGGCACACUGUGGCCAAAGAGUCCUGUGGAGACCGCUCCAUGAAUCUCCACGACUACGGGAUGCUGCUGCCAUGUGGUAUUGACCGUUUCCGAGGAGUGGAGUUUGUCUGCUGUCCAGCUGAGGCUGAGCGUCAGGCUGAUAGUGCAGAGCUGGAUGGGGAGGAGUCAGACGUCUGGUGGGGCGGAGCUGAAACCGAGUACUCUGACAACGGCAUGUCUCGUCAGGCGGACACAGAGCCUGCCGUCGCCGAGGAUGAUGAAGAUGAGGAUGAGGAGGUCGAGACUUUUGAGAGGGAUGAGAACAUGGAUGGUGAUGAGGAAGAAGAGGAAGAAGAUGAGGAUGACGAUAUUACCGAUGAUCGUUAUAGUGAUGAGCGUAAUACUAACAUCGCCAUGACAACCACAACAACCACCACCACUGAAUCAGUUGAGGAAGUUGUUCGCGCCGUUUGUUGGGCACGUGCUGACUCAGGCCCAUGUGAUGCCAUGCUGGAGCGUUGGUAUUUCGUGCCUAAGAAGGGCCGAUGUGCUCCCUUCUUGUUUGGGGGCUGUGGGGGCAACAGGAAUAACUUUGAUUCAGAAGAGUACUGCCUAGCUGUCUGCAGCAGCUCGUUACCAACUAUGGCUCCCAGCCCUCCAGAUGCCGUGGACCAGUACCUCGAAUCUCCUGGAGAUGACAAUGAACACGCUGACUUUCAGAAGGCCAAGGAAAGCUUGGAGGCCAAACACAGGGAGAAGAUGUCCCAGGUGAUGAGAGAGUGGGAAGAAGCUGAGAGACAGGCCAAAAACCUUCCUCGUGCUGAUAAGAAAGCUGUCAUACAGCAUUUCCAGGAGAAGGUGGAGGCUCUGGAGCAGGAGGCAGCCGGAGAGAGGCAGCAGCUAGUGGAGACACACAUGGCUCGGGUGGAGGCUUUACUCAACAGCCGCCGACGCCUUGCCCUGGAAAAUUACCUGAAUGCACUACAGGCAAACCCCCCACGGCCACGUCAAGUUUUGAGCCUGCUGAAGAAGUAUGUCCGUGCAGAGCAGAAAGACAGGCAACAUACACUGAAACACUAUGAGCACGUGCGCACUGUUGAUCCCAAGAAGGCUGCCCAGAUCCGACCUCAGGUUUUGACUCACCUACGUGUGAUUGAUGAGAGGAUGAACCAGUCAAUGGGGCUGCUCUACAAAGUCCCCAGUGUGGCUAAUGAGAUCCAAAACCAAGUCGCUGUUAUAAUGCAGAGAGUUCAGUCGGAGCUGUCUCAGCAAGUCUCUUCCCUGCAGAGCGAUGGGCGGGUGGAUGGCAGGGUGAGUUAUGGAAAUGAUGCUCUGAUGCCGGAUCAGGCCUACAGUUCUGCUCCCAUGGAUGCUGGUCUGGACGGACUGGGCUUCAUCCACCCUGAGAGCUUCAACCAGCCCAACACAGAAAACCACGUUGAGCCUGUUGAUGCCCGUCCUGUUCCAGACAGAGGACUCCCCACACGACCUGUAUCUGCCCUGAAGCCUGAAGAGAUGCCAGAAGUGCGAAUGGACACCGAAGAAAGGCAAAGUGCUGGCUACGAAGUUCACCAUCAAAAACUGGUGUUUUUCGCAGAGGAUGUGGGAUCCAAUAAAGGUGCCAUUAUCGGGCUAAUGGUUGGAGGGGUUGUCAUAGCAACCAUCAUUGUCAUCACUUUGGUGAUGCUGAGAAAGAAGCAAUAUACUUCAAUUCAUCACGGUGUAAUUGAGGUGGAUGCAGCUGUGACACCUGAAGAACGUCAUCUGGCUAAGAUGCAGCAAAAUGGCUAUGAGAAUCCUACCUACAAAUUCUUUGAACAGAUGCAGAACUAAAGAAACUACUCAUGACCAUUUUCUUCAGGCUUAUCCAAAACCCACACUCUCACCUGUAGGGUCUGUUCCAUUCUUUGCCCUUAGCCCUGACAUCUUCAGUCGCUCGCUCAAUUAAGGAGAAAGGGAGGGUGCAAAAAGUUCUGCAGAUGCUGAUUUUUGUCUUUAGAUAAGUUAGAGGAAAUAGCUGAAUCGUUUUUACUAUUAUAUGUCUAAUCAGGAGUUUGGGCCAAAGGAAACAGACAUGGAACAAAGCCCUCUUCAUCCCUGAUCCCUGUUGUAAAAGAGCAAAACAUGAGCAUGCAUUACCUGCAGUUGGUCAGACAAGGGUCUUCUGUUUAACCUGCACAUUUCAACCAAUCAUAACAAAACCUUCACAGUGUUUGUCCUGAAAGCCAAACACCAUGUUAAUUAUUUAUAUGAAGUCAUUUGUCCGACCUUCAUUGCAGUUUUGAGCUCACUGCUGAGACCAGAAUCAUACCCGGCCUGGCAGUUUAAUUCCCACUCAGUCCCUCAUCGCUUCAACUCUUUGCUCCUUUUUCCACAGUCUGUCCUGCACAAUCCAGUUUGCCUGCUCUCAGAGGACAGCUGUGCUGUGUUUGAUGACAUACCAGCUCCUAGAGCUCGCAAAAUGUUGGAGGGGCUCUCAGAGCGCCUCUCCUCACAAUUAAAGCCCAAGAGUUUCAGGUUUGUUUUUCAAAAAAUGUCAAAAAAUACAGAAAAAUAUAUGUAAUCAAACUAUGUAAGUUUAAAAAUACUGAAUGUUUGGUUUCUGAUUUUUUUAUGUGUAAUAUAUUAAGACAGAGAUUAGCUGUAAGUAUAUGUAGUGCAUGGCAAUAUUGAUGACAGAUAAAGUAUACUGUAUGUUGAGGACCUCAGGAGUGGUCCUCUUACUAGAUAUUUUAGCAGGAUUGUACAUUUCCAGUGUCUUCUUUGUGAUCUGUGAUAUGAAGAAGAAAAGAGUAUUCAGAAUCUGGUCUGCUUUGUUGUCACACAGACUUGCUUUAACUGAUUCUUGGCUCUUUAUGCUCAUCUCCAUGCUUCACCAUUGUGUUAGCUGCAUGGGCAAAUGCUCCAUAUGUAAUAUAUGAAGUGUAAUAGUAUCCGAAAGGAAGAUGAUUAUGUUACUGUUUGCGUUCUAUGCACUCUGUCAUUUUGGAAGUCUGAUCAUUAUCACCAAAUAUUAUUACUGUGAAGUCGCUGAUGUCGAUUCACUUGGGUUUUUAUUAGAAUGAGGACCGAUAACGUCAGAGAGCUGAUCAUUCCAGACUUAUCAUUCCACACUCCCUCUGGACGGUAAAUAUUUGGAUGAUGGAGAUCCGCCUCCAAAUGGCCCAGUUUCAGUAUCAAGCUUCACCUUUCAGCCUUUUCCCUUUGUUCUUGUGUGUGUAUUUCAUAACCCUCAUUUUUCAUGUUUAUCCUUCCUUUUAAAGCUGUGUCAGCAAUAUUGUACAGUGCAACACUUGAGAAUCAGUGUGUGAGUAUUUGAUAUAUAGACAUGUUUUGUUGAACCCGACAAGGAUCAGAGCAGUUUCACAAUGGUUUUCUCUUACACACAUACUGGUGCAGAUUCCUUCACUGAAUCUCACAUGCACAUUUCUAUUUUUCUACAUUUCCUGUGUAUACAUGUACAGUGCGUCUGUUUGUCCUGUGGUGGAUGCCUAAGCCUCAAUAUCUGUUAGGCUUCGUGAAUACACAAAGCUUUACUGUCAGUUGAGUGACUCCUGUCGACACUGGGAGAAUGACCACUUAUCACAUCAGCAUAAACACACUUUCCCUCGCCCCGAAUUAAGUUAUUAAGGCCACCUCCAUUAAACAUGAAUGUGACAUGCAUACUGCAUUUAAACCAUAGAUAUACAACACAUAUCACCUCUACACACCUUAUUUAGACAUGUACAGACACUAAAUGAAGUUCGUAAUCAGGUGAAUGUUUAAAAUUUGUACUGAUGCUCACUCUAGGUGUCUUUGGAAGCUAGUGCUAAAAAAAGAUGCUUUUUUUUCUCACUAAUUCAUCAACAUUCCUGUGUGUAGGUAAUGAACCAUUUGCUUAAAGUAAGACAAAGCUUUCUACACUCACUAUACCAUGAAUAAAAUUUUGAAUGUACAUAA
This is a messenger RNA of Sphaeramia orbicularis (orbiculate cardinalfish), 4547 nucleotides long. Its product is annotated as amyloid-beta A4 protein-like. Bases 180 to 2441 code for a protein of 753 amino acids. Gene Ontology annotation, biological process: central nervous system development; axonogenesis. The record is from RefSeq and is a predicted model, not a curated record. Gene Ontology annotation, cellular component: early endosome; plasma membrane; membrane raft. NCBI's taxonomy places the organism in Eukaryota, Metazoa, Chordata, Actinopteri, Kurtiformes, Apogonidae. The transcript has 18 exons. Gene Ontology annotation, molecular function: signaling receptor binding; heparin binding; signaling receptor activator activity.